Messenger RNA from Scaptodrosophila lebanonensis, 366 nucleotides. RefSeq lists its product as uncharacterized. The transcript has a single exon. Bases 1 to 366 code for a protein of 121 amino acids. The record is from RefSeq and is a predicted model, not a curated record. Lineage: Eukaryota; Metazoa; Arthropoda; Insecta; Diptera; Drosophilidae.
AUGGCCAUACCAUUUUACGAGGAUGAGCCCGCCGUGGCUGCUGUGCCAAGCAUGCCCAGCGACUUUGCCGACGGGGACCAAGUGGAUGGUCCGAUGGCAGCUACAAAUGCCAACUACGAUGAGGUGGACUACGAGGGACCGCCAAGUGGCGGCAACAGCCAUGGGAGCCACAAUGCGACAGCAACAAGUUCUACUGGAACUAUGACGGCCCCUAGCACUGAGGAGCAACUGCUGGCCUGGAAAAUGUUGGCCCUGACCAUGUGCAAGGUCCUCAAGCAGUUCUAUCUACAGCAACAGCAGCAGAGUGGCAAGCCAACCAAAUUGACAGCCGUGGUGCAAAUUCAACCGAAGGCGGCACCGAAGUAA